Molecule: messenger RNA, 729 nt
Organism: Lathyrus oleraceus (garden pea)
Lineage: Eukaryota; Viridiplantae; Streptophyta; Magnoliopsida; Fabales; Fabaceae
Product: leucine-rich repeat extensin-like protein 5
Exons: 1
Coding region: 1-729 (242 amino acids)
Source: RefSeq, a predicted model, not a curated record
AUGAGGAGGAUGCGAAAGCCCUAUGAGAAGUCCAAGAAGGCGAAUAAGGCAAAGUUGGGAGAAACUUCUGGGUUAAGACCUCCAGUCCCUCUGGCUGACUCUCCAAGUAAGUCUCUACCUCCUUCCCACUCGGUAAAACUUAAGCCUAUUACUUAUUCUCUUCCUCAAACCAGUCCCAUCUACACCUCAUCUAAAACACCCCCCUCAACCACCAAAACCUCUAAUCCACCAUCUCUCAAAUUUAACCUUGCAACCACCACACUACCCGUUUCUGGAGCAGAAAUGCUAAACAAAACUACCUCACCAUCAUCAUCCUCACCUUCAUCCCCACCAUACUAUGUCCUAUCCUCUGACACCGAACCCUCUGACCCCCAAUCCUCUACUCUAGCUCAGCUUCAAGCUCGUGCUCUGGCCUCUCAACAACCAUCACAACCUGAACCAGAACCAGAAGUCACUUCUCCACCCCCUAAACAACAAAAUCCAGCUACAUCUGAACAACCACAAACACCACCUGCACAACAACCUAAUCCACCUCCUGAACAACCUAUACCCUCACCAUCUGAACCUCAACCAAAUUCACAACCUGAACAAACAACACUAUCUCCUUCUGUUAUUCCCCCACCACAAACCUUCGCUGCCAUCAUCACUCCUAUUCUAAAUACAGAUGACACCGACCAAACUCCACCAUCCUCUCUAGCCUCUAACUCUAACUAUGUCUAUCAACUCUGA